GUAUCCAACGCCAACCCAACCCCCCCCUCACGUGGUGGCAUCGCAUUCGACUCCUCUCUCUUCCUUCCUGCCUCGAACGCCACCGUAUGAAGGAAAAGGCAAAAGGGUCGCGCUCAAAUCGACUCCGCUCGAGCUUGUUGUCAUCAAUUUCGCUUCUUUGACUCCAUUAGUGAGAAACCCAGAAUUUCUCCUGAGCUUUUCUCUUCUGGGUCUUCGACGACCCCUAUGACGCGCUUCGAAUUUAAAGCGCUCCCUCUCUAACUCCCAACUGCUUUUUUAGCCUCUGCCUAAUUGCACCUCCCCUACUCUAGGGACCCCUUUAUCUAUCUCGCUUUGACACGCCAGUUUGAUUCUCCUCUCGGGUCGUUUUGGACGUUUGAAGUGAAGAUUGAUUGGUUUCGAAGCUGCCCCCAUGGACGUGGAAUCUGCACCGAAGCCCGGGAAGCCGCGGGGACCGGCCAAACGAGGCCACGGAUGCAGGAACAUCUGCAUUGCGCUGGUGGCGACCCUCGUCCUCGUUGUGGUGCUGAUCGUGAUCCUGGCCUUCACCGUGUUCAAGGCGAAGCACCCCGUGACCACCGUGAACUCGGCGAAGCUCGAGAAACUGCAGGUGUCGCUCAACGUCGCCCCUCUCGGGCUUGACCUGAAUGUAACCCUAGACCUCGACAUCUCGGUGAAGAACCCCAACAAGGUCGGCUUCAAGUACAAGAACAGCACCACCGUGUUGAAUUACAGGGGGGAGCCCGUCGGGGAGGUCCCGCUCCCCGCGGACGAGAUAGGGGCGGACCGGACGAAGCAGAUGAACCUGACGCUCACCGUGAUGGCGAACCGGUUCCUGUCGAACUCGCAGGCGUACUCGGACUUUUUGUCCGGGGUCUUGCCGCUCAACACGUACACGAAGAUGUCUGGUAAGGUGACCAUCAUGGGAUUGUUUAAGGUCCAUGUGGUUUCCACGACUUCCUGCGAUUUGAGUGUGUUUGUGUCCAAUAGAACUGUGGGGGAUCAACGGUGUAGGUAUAAGACCAAGUUGUAGUUGAUUGAUGUCUAUGUUGGCUGCUUCUACGAUUUUAUGGUGCACACGGGUCUCUGUUUCCUUGGCCUCUUUACACUUUUUUUUCCGGGGGGAUAUUUGUUGGGAUAAAUAAGUUAUGAGCUCAUAGUUUGAGAAUGGUAUAGAGAUUUUGUGCAGAUUCUAGAUUCGAAUUUAGUUGUUGUUGUUUUGCAAUCCAUGUCUCACUUGCCUACAGUUAUAUCAAUGACAUACAGGAUGUUUUGGCAUUA
Messenger RNA from Syzygium oleosum, 1281 nucleotides. RefSeq lists its product as uncharacterized. The record is from RefSeq and is a predicted model, not a curated record. The transcript has a single exon. NCBI's taxonomy places the organism in Eukaryota, Viridiplantae, Streptophyta, Magnoliopsida, Myrtales, Myrtaceae. Bases 413 to 1033 code for a protein of 206 amino acids.